GGGACCUAUCGAGAGAGCCGAUCCACAAGACGCUCCAGCCUGUGGUUCGUAGCAGCAGCGCGGCCGCUGAAGGAGCACCGGACCAGUAGGCGUGUGGAAACAGUUAUUACCCAAACCGCCGUUGGAGCAAAUGAAAACGGAAACAUUUUUUUUUUACAUGUGGAUUAUUUCGGGAAAACGAAUACGUCAAUUGUUCAUCGAAGAAAGCGAGCGGCGAGCGGAUCUGAAGUGAUUCUCGACGAGGGGCGAAGAAGCGUAAGAUAACGCCGCCGAACUGUCUCCUCUUCCCGCAGCUAAGGUCGCUGGCUCCUGUAUUCGGCCGAUGAUGUACUGCGACUGAUCUGCAGCCCCUCCCACUUCCUGCCUGCAGAGGAAGCGGCUCUGCCAGCAUGUCUUCUCAUCCCCAGUCGGUGCCGCAGGGCCGGAGGGCGGUGGACACACGCCACCUGCCCAACCCUGCCUCACUGCCCCUGCAGCUGCAGCGGGCACACACGGAGGUGGGACUGGUGGACUACCACUCACAUGCGAGGGACUACAGCUCCCAUCUGGCCCAGCCUCAUCGCCGCCGGCCCUCCCUGCUCCCGGAGUUCCAGCCGGGGAACGAGAGAGGCCAGGAGCAGCACAUCCGUUACGAACACAUCUACCUGACGGAGCCCAACAGCCAAUCAGAGGUGGAGUAUGCCGAGAUAAAACGACCUCGCUUGGAGAUGGGGCAGGAAUCUCUGAUGAGGCACUCUACCCACCGGCCCCCGCUGCCUCUGGGGGGUGGAGAGGACAUGGCCAAGGAGCGUGGCAGUUCCAUGGGGAAGCUGGAGCCCAUCUCCCCCGUGAGCCCGGCCCAGAUGGACCCUGACCUGGAUCUGGUGUCCGCCCGCUUCUCAAAGGAGGAGCUCAUCCAGAACAUGGACCGCGUGGACCGGGAGAUCACCAUGGUUGAGCAGCAGAUCUGCAAGCUCCGCAAGAAGCAGCACCAGUUGGAGGAGGAGGCUGCGAAGCCCCUGGAGCCGGAGCGGCCCAUCUCCCCCCCCCCCAGCGAGGCCAAGCACCGUAGCCUGGUGCAGAUCAUCUACGAUGAGAACAGGAAAAAGGCAGAGGAGGCUCAUCGGAUACUGGAGGGACUCGGGCCCAGGGUGGAACUGCCUCUGUACAACCAGCCCUCGGACACCAAGCAGUACCAUGAGAACAUUAAAAUAAACCAGGCCAUGAGGAAGAAACUCAUCCUGUACUUCAAGAGGAGAAACCAUGCUCGGAAGCAGUGGGAACAAAAGUUCUGCCAGCGCUACGACCAUCUGAUGGAGGCGUGGGAGAAGAAGGUGGACCGUAUCGAGAGCAACCCGCGCCGGCGGGCCAAGGAGAUGAAGGUGCGCGAGUACUACGAGAAGCAGUUCCCCGAGAUCCGCAAGCAGCGGGAGCUGCAGGAGCGCAUGCAGAGCCGCGUGGGGCAGCGUGGCAGUCUGGCAUCGUCCGCGGCCCGCAGUGAACACGAGGUCUCGGAGAUCAUCGACGGCAUUUCGGAGCAAGAGAAUACGGAGAAGCAGAUGCGCCAACUUGCCGUCAUCCCGCCAAUGCUGUUCGACGCGGAGCAGCAGCGCAUCAAGUUCAUCAACAUGAACGGCCUGAUGGGCGACCCCAUGAAGGUGUACAAGGACCGGCAGGUGAUGAACAUGUGGAGCGAGCAGGAGAAGGACACCUUCAGAGAGAAGUUCAUCCAACACCCCAAGAACUUCAGUCUAAUCGCGUCCUUCCUGGAGAGAAAGACGGUGGCCGAGUGCGUGCUCUUCUACUACCUGACCAAGAAGAACGAGAACUACAAAAACAUUGUGCGCAGGAACUACAGGCGCCGCGGCAGAAGCCAGCAUGGCCAGCAGCAGCAGCAGCAGCAGCAACAGCAGCAGCAGGUGAGCCGCAGCAGCCAGGAGGACAAGGAGGAGAAGGAGAAGGAGAAGGAAGGGGAGAAGGAUGAGGAGAAGGCCGAAGCAGACGACAAGGAAGAUGGAAUGAAGGACGACACUUCCGGGGAGGACGGCGAGGACAAGGAGCCCGCCGUGACCGUCAAGGGCCGGCGCACGGCCAACAGCCAAGGCCGCCGCAAGGGCCGCAUCACACGCUCCAUGACCAGCGAGGUGGAAGAGAGCACGGCGCCGCCGCUCAGCAGCGAGCUGGGCAAUCAGGAGAUGAAUGAGAGUUCUCGCUGGACCGAAGAAGAGAUGGAGACCGCCAAGAAAGGCCUCCUCCAGUAUGGUAGGAAUUGGUCCGCCAUCGCCAAGAUGGUGGGAUCCAAGACAGUGUCCCAAUGCAAGAACUUCUACUUCAACUACAAGAAGAGGCAGAAACUGGACGAGAUUCUGCAGCAGCAUAAAAUGAAAUCGGAGAAGGAGCGUAAGGCCCGGCGCAAGGGCAAAGCCACGCAGAGCGAGGAGGCCAGCGCCCCCUCCACCGCCGAGGAGGAGGAGAUGGAGGUCUCGGGCGCCAGCGGCAACGAGGAGGAGGCGGCCGAGGACGGAGAAGGGGGCGCCAACAACAGCUCGGACACGGAGAGCCUGCCGUCCCCUCGCUCCUCGGAGGACAGCAAGCCCAAGGACGGGGAGGGCGGCGCCAAGGGCUCCGCCGGCAGCAACGGGGAGAAGGACGCUGCGUCGGGCUCGGACCAGGGCUCCGUCGAGGAGAAGCCCCCCGCCCCGGGGGACCCGGACAAGGCCACCAUCAAACAGGAGGUGAAGACCGAGGCCGGGGAACCCGGCAAGGAGCAGCAGAUGCAGCCGAUGCAGGCGCCGGUGGCGGCAGCGAGCGACUCAACAGACACCAAGCGGGCCCUCGUUGGGGAGGAGACAAAGAGCUCAGCCAAGACCUCCAAGAGGGAGCACGGCGUGAAGCAGGGUUCCCACGGCGACAGUGACUCCAGCGCCACCUGCAGCGCCGACGAGGUGGAGGAGAGCGACAACGGCGAGAAGAACAGGAUCACCUCUCCCCGCCCCAGUCUGCUCAACUACAGCCACGACGGUGUCACCUCCUCCCCGCUGCAGAAGCCCAUGGACCUCAAGCAGCUCAAGCAGAGGGCUGCUGCCAUCCCAACUAUUAUGGCGGAGGCUCUGGGGCAGGGGGCCAAGCGGGGGGCUCCUCUGCCGGUCCUCGGGGGCCCGGGCCUGGGAGGGGCCAAGGCCAUGCUGCAGCCCAACGCCCUGGCUCUCUACAAGCAGCAGAUCACCAUGGCCCACGGAGAGUCCUCCCUGGAGGCCAAGCAGCAGCAGCAGCAGCCCCUAGUCCCGGGGCAGCAGCUCAAGCAGCAGCAGCAGCAGCAGCAGCAGCAGCAGCAGCAGCAGCAGCAACAGCAGCAGCAGCAGCAGGCCUACCUAGGGCAGGCGGAGCGGGAGCGGGCAGAGGCCCUCCGCAGCAUCAGCCCCCGCAUGCGCCCUCGAAGCCCCACCUCUGGAAACAAGGACGAGCUGGAAGGCAACGAGAGGUGGUUACAGACUCUGCUUGAUGGAUUGCACAAAUCCCGGUCGUACUCCCCGCACGGCGAGGCCAAGAAGCUUGAGGAGCCCAGGGCGUCCUCCAUGGGCCGCCCCGUCCUCUCCACGUACCCCAUGUCCCCGCGGGACAUGGCCAAGAUCAGCCACGACCAGCACCUGCUCCACUACAACUCGUUCCAGCAGGCUGGUCACCCGGCGCCCCCGGCCCUGCAGCAGGACAGCAGUCGCCUGGCAGCCGUCCGGCCCCUCCACAUGCCCGAGCCACCUCCCCUCAUCUCCUCCACCAAGCCAGGGGGCUCCAUCACUCAGGGCACCCCUGUCCAGAUGCAUAGCCCAGCUCAUGGGCUGGACCACGGGAAGAUGGCCCCCACUCCAAUGGGUUUGUCUUGGAUGGAUCAGAGGAAAGUGGGUGAGUCCAAGUGUCUGGAGUGGCUGAAGCACUCCCAGCCUUGGUUUGCUGCCGGACCCUACCCCGUGGUCAAGCAGGAGCAGCUGUCCCCCCACUGCUCGUCCUCCCAGGCUGAGAACCUGUCCACCCAGGGCUCUCCCCACGACGCGGCUGCGGCCGGCCACGGCUCCAUGCAGGCCGUGCAGGGUGGCAGCAUCACUAAGGGCAUCCCAGGGACCAGAGUGUACCAGGACUCCCCCAUCUCGUACCGCGGAGGCUCCAUCACCCAGGGCACCCCCGCUGACGUUCUGUACAAGGGGACCAUCACCCGGCUCAUCACGGAGGAGGGCCUCGUCCGGGGGGAGCGCGGAGAGGGCCUCUCCAAGGGCCACGUGGUCUACGAGGGCGUCAGCGGACACAUUCUCACAUACGACCGCUCCCAGAACCCCAAAGAAGACGGCCGUGGCCCCGGGCAGGCUGGGGACCUCCUGGCUAUGAAGCGUUCCUACGACGUCAUGGAAGGUGGGAUAUCCAGGGGCCUCCCCAUGAGGGACUCGCUCUCUGCCGCUAACUGUGAGGGUCUGAUUAGUCGAGCCAUGCCUCACGAGAGGGACAGCCCGCACCACGCCUCCUUCAAAGAUGCCCACCACAUCCGGGGCUCCAUUUCCCAAGGCAUACCGCGCCACCUGGAGUCCCAGGACCCCUACAUGAGGCGGGAGGCCAAGCACGUGAAGAGGGAGCCCUCCCCGCCCCGCGGGCCCCCUUCCAUGGCGGACCACCUGAAGGGCCGGGACCCCAUGGUGCCCACGGUGAAGGAGGGGGGCCGCUCCAUCCACCUCAUCCCCCGGGAGGAGAUGAGGCACCCCCCCAAGGAGGGCAUCAUCACCCAGGGCACCCCCAUGAAGCAGGAGCCGUCCAGCCAGGGCAAGCGCCACGACGUCCGCUCCAUCAUCGCCAGCUCGCCGCGCUCCUACCACAGCGUGCCCCCCCACGGCGUGCCCGCCCACAUGGACAUGCGUGCCGAGCGGCCCCGCUACGAGGAGGGCCCCAAGGGCCGGCCCAGCGCCGUGGUCAGCACGGCCAGCUCCAUGGCCCGCUCCUCGCCCCUCACGCUGGGGCCCGAGCAGGGCGGCAAGAGCCACCACAGCCCCGGGGGCUACGACGACAAGGGCUCGCUCAGGGCCCCGUACCCGGGCCCCUCCCACCGGGGGUCUCCUCUGUCCCGGGAGGCCAGCCAGCGGCAGCAUGAAGGCUCCAGUAAGAACCCGCCUCAGGAGCGCAAGGCCACGCCCACCCCCAGGGAGAUGAACGCCACCAAGUCCCCACUGCCAAGCAUGGCGGAGCAGCAGCAACAACAACAGCACCAACAGCAGCAGCAGCAACAACAACAACAACAGCAGCAGCAGCAACAACAACAGCAGCAACAGCAACAAGCACAGCAACAGCAGCAACAACAGGUGUCGCUGGCUAACUAUGAGCGUCUGCUGCAGGGACUGGGCGCUGCGGACAUGUACCGCGGUCAGAUCCCGCUGGCCUUCGACACCGCCACGCUCCCCCGUGGCAUCCCCAUCGACCCGGCGGCCUACUACCUGCCCCGCCACCUGGCCCCCAACCCAGCCUACCCGCACUCCCACUCCUACCCCUACCUGAUCCGGAGCUACCCGGACACCACGGCCCUGGAGAACCGCCAGACGCUGCUCAACGACUACAUCACCUCCCAGCAGAUGCACCAGUGGCCCGCUGCCGCCGCCAUGGCGGCCCAGCGCACGGACCUGCUGAGGGGCCUCUCGCCCCGGGACCAGGCCCUGCCGCUGCAGUACUCCACCGCCCCGCGCGGUAUCAUCGAUCUGUCUCAGGUGCCACACUUACCCGUCCUGGUCCCCCCCUCCGCAGGGGCCCCCCCGGGCUCCACCAUGGACCGCAUCGCUUACAUUCCAGGCGGCGCUGCUGGCUUCCCGGGCAGGCAGUACACCACCUCCCCCGUGGGUUCCUCGCACAUGAACAAGAUGCAGGGCACGCCGCCGGCGCCGGAGCGCGAGCGUGACCGCGAGCGGGACCGGGAGCGGGACCGCGAGCGGGAGAGGGAACGAGACCGCGAGAGGGAGCGCGAAAGGGAGCGCGAGCGGGAUCGAGAUCGCGAGAGGGAUCGAGACAGAGACCGGGACAGGGACCGGGAGAAAGGGGGUUCCCAUGGCAACGUGGAGCACGCGCCCAUCUGGAGACCAGGUACAGAGCACAGCUCCGGGGGCAGCAGCUCUGGCAGUGUGAGGGCCGCCCCACACCCCUACGGCCACCAGCACUCCCCCGUGUCCCCCCGCACCCAGGACAGUGUGCAGCAGAGGCCCAGCGUCCUGCACAACACCGGGGGCAAGGCCAUGGCCCUCGGCGACCACGGGGGCUCCUCCGUGCUACGGUCCAUGCCUUCGGGGUCGUCCCGCUACCCAGGCUACCCGAGCCACCUCCAGCGGACGGGCCAGCCCCCCGAGGCCUACCCCCCCGGGGGGGACCCCGCCAAGGAGCUCGGCCGCGACGGCUGCAAGAGUAGGGGGGGCCUCCCCAAGCACAUGCAGGAGCAGAUGGGGCCCUCGGGCAAAGCGGACCCCAAGCUCUCCGGCUCUAGCCCCGGAGUGGUGUACCCCGGGUCCUACCCGCCCGGCUCCGGCCGCCCCCCCCAGCACCUGAUCCCCCCUCAGUCGGACCCCCCCGGGGCCCGUGGGGAAAGCGGUACAUCUAGUAGGGAAAAGACUCAAAACAAAGCGGUGUCCAUUCAGGAACAAGAGCUCCGAGCACUCGGUAAGACCACCAUGACCGCGGCCAACUUCAUAAACGCAAUUAUCAUGCGGCAAAUAUCUUGUGAAACGGGGAUGCCAGGGACCAGCAGCGCCUCCGAGGCUCAACAGAAGAUGGGUUCUAUGGAGCAGCAUGGCAUGUACCAGCCCCAGGCGGAGGACCGGAUGUCCCCCGGCCAGCAGCCCCCCUCCCCCCUUGUGAAGGGCAGCCAGAGGGUGGUCACCCUGGCCCAGCACAUCAGCGAGGUCAUCACUAAAGACUACACCCGGCAGAGCCAGCAGCAGAGCUACCACAGUUCCCCGGUGCUCGACCUCACCCGUCCUCCCAGCGCCCCCCAGCCCAUGUCGGCCUCCCAGGACCCCGGGACGGGCCCCCGCUACGCCGCAGACGGCCCCAAUGUGGACCGCAACCGCGACCGGUCGCCCCCUCAGCCCAAGACGUCCCCUGUCAGCAUGUCCAACAUUGGCAUCGAGCCGGUGUCCCCCGCGGGCGCCAGCUCUGACCCCGAGACAUUGGGAGGCGCCUCGUACCCCAGCGACCAGGGGGAGCCAGGCAUGGUGUCUCGCUCGCCCCCCAACCCCACCCAGCACCCCGCCUUCUUCAGCAAGCUCACGGAGAGCACCUCUGCCAUCGUCAAGUCCAAGAAGCAGGAGAUGAUCAAGAAGAUGACCGUCGUGGGCACUGACGGAGACUUCAACGCUGGUCAGCCCGGGACAGAGAUCUUCAACAUGCCAGCAUCCACGACCGCUGCAGGGCCGGUGAGCGUCCGUAGCCACGCCCCCCAGGAGACCUCCGGGAACUCCAUCGGCCUGGAGGCCAUCAUCAGGAAGGCGCUGAUGGGGAACUAUGACGACCAGGCGGAGGAGCGGCCCCCCUCCAACCCCCUGGCCCCCGGGGGGCCCCCCUCCAUGGCGGAGGACGCCUACGCGCAGCAAGGUGGGGGUAAGCCGUCCAAGAGCAGCGGGCGGUCCAACGGGAGGAAGGCCAAGUCCCCCGGGCCGGGCCAGCAGCCCCCCCCCACAGAGAGACCCUCCUCCGUGUCUUCCGUCCACUCGGAGGGGGACUGCAGCCGACUCACCACCCGCGUGUGGGACGACCGCCCCUCCUCCACAGGCCCCACCCCCUUCCCCUGUAACCCGUUGACCAUGCGCUUCCCCAGCGGCAUUGUGUCGGCCGCCUCGCCCUCCCCCGGCCAACAGGGGGCCCCCGGGGGCCAGGGCCGGCCCUGGGAAGAGGAGGCCAAGCCCCUGCUCUGCUCGCAGUACGAGACGCUGUCGGAUAGCGAGUGAUGGAGACCAGACCCCGCCCCUCUCUCUCUCUCUCACACACACUCACUCACACUCACACACACACACACACACAAUCAUCUCCAUGCUGCUGCUGAUAACUGAAUCACUUCCACACACAUACACACACAUAACGGACACGCCCACACAUAACGGACCCGCCCACACGUACCGGACACGCCCACCGAGACAUCAUUCCGCCCUACCGAUUCCUGGUGGUUUGGUUGGCUCCUGAUAUCUGGCCCCUCCCACCGCCACUCCUCUGAGAUGUGAGGCCCAACCCUCCCACCCCGAAGACACUGCUGCUCAGUGUGUGUGUGUGUGUGUGUGUGUGUGUGUGUGUGUGUGUGUGUGUGCGUGUGUGUGUGUGUGUGUGUGUGUGUGUGUGUGUGUGCGUGCGCACAUCUGUAUUAUUGUGUAAUGCACUCUCGUAUGGGACUACUCUAAAAGGAUGAAUCACUUUCUCUUUAGUUAGUUUUUUAAGCGUUGGCCAUGUCAUGUUGUUCGUCCCUCUGGCCUUAUCAGCGGGGCCCGGUGGCACCUCCUCCUGGUCUCUGGACCCCUGGGGGUCCACGCCUUCUUCUGGACUCGGGUGUCUCGGUGCAGCACCGCCCGCAGCACCGGGGGUUCAAGGGCCCCUUGUCUCCGGGCAGAUUACGCAAAGGCGCCUCUGCAGCCGGUACGGGGCCCCAGAGCUCCUCCUGCUCCUCCCAGUUAUGUCUCUCUCUCUCUCUCUCUCUCUCUCUCUCUCUCACUCUCUCUGUCUCUGUCUCUGUCUCUCUGAGAAGUGAGCAGUCGUAUUUUAGUUGGUUGUUUUCUUCAAAAGGAAACCUUUUUGAUGGUGUCACUCGUUGUCUUUUUCUGCAACACGUAUAUCAUUUGUCUUUGGUCUGGUUCUCCAGGAGAAUGGAGGGAUCGUACUGGGAGGCUGUUGGUUUACAGGGUAGACAUACUGUUAGGGGUGUCGGGGUGGGUCGAGGCAGGGUGGGGGAAGGCCAGAGGGCCUGUCCCCCCCGUCCCCCCCGUCCCCCCCGUCCCCCCCAGGGGGUCAGAAGAGAGGAAGUGUUUAUGGGUUUGGGGCGAUGAGCAACAAGCAACCCUUUCUUCUCACCAUUUUUAUAUUAACCAUGUCAAUGUUUGUCAAAAAAAAGAAAAUCAGAAAAAACUGUUGAUUUGUACUGUUUGGGGUGUUUGGGAUGUAGCACUUAGUUUGACGGGCGGUUUCACAAUGGCAUUUUACACAUGUUGGUUGUUUUGGGGUGGGCUGUAUAAAAGACUUAAAAAUGAAAGAAAACUGCAGGAAAUCGUACCUGUUGGACCCCCCGUUUCCAUACCUCCCCCCUCGCGUCUUCCCCUCUCCUGUCUCCCCCCUCCCCUCCCCCACUUUGGCUGCCUACAGUUCUCCAUUUCAAUUUUCAUUCUUUCAAUCAAGCGACAAUCGCAGUAGGUGGAUGAUGACAUAUUUAUAUACGUAUACAGUAUGUAUAAAUAUGUAUAUAUUUAUAUAUAUGUAUUCAUAUAUAUAUCUGUAUAUGUGUGGGCGUAUAUAUAUUAUUCAUAUAUACAAUAUAUACUCUCACCGUUCCCUUCCCGUCAGUUUUUCUGUACAGUUCUGUUUCUAGUGUUAUGUGCCAUUUAUUUUCAUACACAGUACUACAGGGAAGAGUCAGACCAAGUCUCACUCCACCACUCCCAUUACGCCACAGGGAACCUCCCAGUCCAAAGAGGGCGCUCCCAGUAUACACUUCUGGUGUGUUUGGUUUUCUCUCUGCUCCUCAACUCAUUAACAAUCAAAGGCGUUACUUCUCAUCAGGUAUCCUGACCUUUGACCUCAUGUCCUAACAGCCUUCCUCCAUUUGGAGGUCACUGCGCUCUCCACCCCAUCAUGUGUUUUUAGUCCCCUGGAGCUCAGAGCUCAGGGUGGUGUCUGCUGCUACAGUCGGCAUGGAAACCUCUGUGUUUUUACUACGUCACAUGAGCAUGGGAGACUGGUCAGUCCGACCGUGUCCACCGUUUUCCUCUUUCUCCACUCUGACCAUAACUGGUCUCCCAUCACCUCUCUCUCCACAUGACCCGUUACCGGUCGUCUUCAUCCAGCCAGCCGUCUGGGUUCUGCGGUUCUGUGUGUUGUCCUCCUCCCCCCCCCCCCCCCCCUCCCCCGUGUGUGUCAGCCCCCAACUGAUGAUGGAUGUCGGUGUGACUGUAAAUAGACUAAAGCCAUACACAGGUGUUCUCCAAGAAAUCCACCAGAGAGAUCCUACUUGGUUUAUAAGUGUAGUGAGAUAUAUUUUAAGCGUUGAUCAUGUGUCCGGUUUCUUCUUUGUGAUUACGGUCAUGUCUUUCUCCACUCCACGUCGUCAGAGAUCCAAACCGCGGUGGUUCACGAACAAGGAUUUGCCUUUAUAUUGACGGUUCUUUUAAAGUGUGGUCCUGGGUUUCAGUGACAUCAACAGUACAUUGUUCGUACACCAUAUUGUGCAUAAUGAUUUUUCUUUUUUUAAUUAUAACCCACUGUAUAAUAGCAAGGAUUGUAUAUAGAACUGAAGAGAUGUAAAUAUUUAUGUGGCUUGCUUCAAGGUUGGUAUUUACAGAAAACAAAAAAAAAACUAUUCACACUGUUAAAUUCUACAUGCCCACCAGCAAGCUUUGUGGAUAGCAGUGUAAAAUUAAAAACAAAAAAGACACUGCCUUAAUGUUUAAAUAAAAAGCUUAUUGCCAUUGAACAAUG
Messenger RNA from Gadus macrocephalus (Pacific cod), 10662 nucleotides. RefSeq names its product nuclear receptor corepressor 2 (gene ncor2). Gene Ontology annotation, biological process: negative regulation of transcription by RNA polymerase II. NCBI's taxonomy places the organism in Eukaryota, Metazoa, Chordata, Actinopteri, Gadiformes, Gadidae. Gene Ontology annotation, molecular function: transcription corepressor activity. Bases 390 to 7937 code for a protein of 2515 amino acids. The transcript is spliced from 47 exons. The record is from RefSeq and is a predicted model, not a curated record.